Messenger RNA from Clarias gariepinus (North African catfish), 3859 nucleotides. It is a transcript of the gene man1a1, whose product is annotated as mannosidase, alpha, class 1A, member 1. The record is from RefSeq and is a predicted model, not a curated record. Gene Ontology annotation, molecular function: mannosyl-oligosaccharide 1,2-alpha-mannosidase activity; calcium ion binding. Bases 316 to 2232 code for a protein of 638 amino acids. The transcript is spliced from 12 exons. NCBI's taxonomy places the organism in Eukaryota, Metazoa, Chordata, Actinopteri, Siluriformes, Clariidae. Gene Ontology annotation, cellular component: endoplasmic reticulum; extracellular exosome; Golgi membrane. Gene Ontology annotation, biological process: carbohydrate metabolic process; N-glycan processing.
GACUGACCAACAAGCACGUUCACAUCCCCGAGGAUCCGUUAACCACGCCCACAAUAACGUUAGUCAUUGCGGGUGAGUUGAUUGGCCAGAGAGAUCUGGCAGUCAUAACUCCGCGCCACGCCCCUUGCUGUGUAAUCCGUUGUAGCUCGAGCGCACAGAGUUUUUCACUCUCUACAGAUGUUUCAGCAUGAGCAGAGCGGAGCGCAUGCCCAAGUUUCCUGAGCAGGAUUUACUUUCACUCCGCAGCUCGAAGGGGAUCUAACACUAACGGAGAGUAAAAUUGUUAACGGAGUUUGACUCUCAUACGAGAAGAAAAUGCCUGUGGCUAUUCUUAUGCCUUUCACGGCAACCCCGAGUAGGAAGUCCGUUAGCGCGAGCUCGUUCAGGCUAACGGAGAAAUUCGUUCUGCUGUUAGUUUUCAGCGCGUUCAUCACCUUCUGCUUCGGAGCGAUCUUCUUCCUGCCGGAUUCAUCCAAGCUCUUCUUCUUCCACUCGGACAGGGCGGCGGAGGGUGGCGACACCCGGACAGGUACGGACGGAGACUCCGGUGGAGGAGGCGGAGGAGGUGGAGGUGGAGGAGUUGGUGGAGGAGGAGGAGGAAGCACGGGAAAGGACGAGAGAAUCCUGGAUAAGAUUAGGAGAGACCACGAACAGGCGCUGCUCGAAGCCAAGGACACGCUGCAGAAGAGACCGGAUGAAAUCAAGCAGGACAUCCGAAGCGAGAAGGACCAAGUUGCGAAGAACCGAGGAGGAGCGGAGGGUGACGGCGGGGUCGCUCUGCCCGUUAUUGAGUUCCCUCGACCUCCUGGGGCGACAGGGCGAGAGCCCUCCGACCCGGAAACGAGGGAGAGACGAGCGAAAAUUAAAGAGAUGAUGCAGUUUGCUUGGGGUAAUUACAAGCGCUACGCCUGGGGCUCCAAUGAGCUGCGGCCCGUCUCCAAGCAAGGCCACUCCAGUAAUCUGUUUGGCAGUCUGAGGGGCGCGACAAUCGUGGAUGCUCUGGACACCCUUUACAUCAUGGAGAUGUACGACGAGUUUGAGGCCGCCACCGAGUGGGUGGAGAAGAAUCUGGACUUUAACAUGAACGCAGAAAUCUCCGUCUUUGAAGUGAACAUCCGCUUCGUCGGAGGACUUCUCUCGGCCUAUUAUCUUUCCGGCAAAGAGGUGUUCAGGAGGAAAGCCAUCGAGCUUGGAGAGAAAUUACUGCCUGCAUUCAAGACACCCACAGGCAUCCCUUGGGCCCUUCUCAACCUUAAAAGUGGCAUAGGCAGGAACUGGCCGUGGGCGUCAGGAGGCAGCAGCAUUUUAGCCGAGUAUGGCACGCUGCAUCUGGAGUUUGUCCAUCUGAGCAGGCUGUCUGGGAAACCUGUAUUUGCUGAGAAGGUCAUGAACAUCCGGAAGGUUCUUAAUCGUCUGGACAAGCCUCAAGGACUUUACCCCAAUUACCUGAAUCCCAACAGUGGACAGUGGGGACAACAUCACGUGUCCGUGGGUGGCCUGGGUGAUAGUUUCUACGAAUACCUGCUCAAAGCCUGGAUCAUGUCUGACAAGCAAGACGAGGAAGCCAAGAAGCUCUACUACGACGCCCUGAAGGCCAUUGAGGCGGGUUUGAUCCGGAGGUCAAGCAGUGGUCUUACCUACAUCGCAGAAUGGAAAGGAGGUCUACUAGAGCAUAAGAUGGGUCACCUGACCUGCUUUGCUGGGGGGAUGAUCGCUCUCGGGGCAGACGGGGCUGCCGAGGACCAAACCGGUCACCAAAUGGAACUGGCAGCCGAGAUCACACGCACAUGCCACGAGUCGUACGCCAGAACCAACCUUAAGCUGGGGCCGGAGGCGUUCAGGUUCGACGGUGGUGUAGAAGCCAUCGCCACGCGACAGAAUGAGAAAUACUUCAUCCUGAGGCCAGAAGUCAUCGAAACCUACAUGUACUUGUGGAGGUUCACUCACGACCCCAAAUACAGGCAGUGGGGCUGGGAGGCCGUCCAGGCUCUGGAGCAGCACUGUAGGGUGGAGGGAGGCUACAGUGGAGUAAGGGACGUCUACAGCAACACUCCCAGCCACGAUGACGUCCAGCAGAGCUUCUACCUAGCUGAGACACUAAAGUACCUGUACCUGUUGUUCUCUGAUGACGACCACCUGCCGUUCGAGCACUGGGUCUUCAACACCGAGGCUCACCCUCUUCCCGUCAUCAAGGCAGAGAGGGAGAGCUCAGACAGGAAAGAACAGCUGUAGCAGCGCUUACGCUUCCCCACAACGCCCCUCGCAAGGACAUCUCCAGCUGUGAGCAAGUGCUCGGACCUGUAGCUGCAAUCUCCAGCAGCGCAGUCGACCGCCUUCUGACCGCUCAUUCUCCACCCGAAAACGUCCUGCAGGUCUCUCCCGGGGCUGAGCAUCUUCUCCGUUUAGAGAUAGCAGUGUGCAUGCUGCCCUUCUCCUGAAACCCCACCCCCUUUGUUUUCUCACCCCGAUCGGUCCGAAUGAGCUUCUCUUCUCUCCUCCGUGAGGAGACCCGGACCACCGUCUUCACUCGGAUCACGUUCAUCACGUUGUAUUUCACACAUGACACGCAAAAACGAAGCCAUAUUUCGUUAAAAAAGUCUGUUUGAUUCCGAUAAUUCAUUGUGUAUGAUUUCUAUAAAGUGUGUGUGCGUGUGUGUUUUUCUGUCCGCCACAAUGGCAAGGUAGUGAUAUGGAGUUAACUAGUGCCUUUUUAGCUUAAUGACCAACUGUUCUGCUUGUGUAAGUGAUUCCAUGAACUGAGGAAGCUUUAGUUCAGGAAGAGUGUAUGGUCUUUGAUUUGGAUUGUUUUUGUUUUGUUUUUGUUUUGUUUUUGUUUGGGUUUUUUUCCCUCCUUUCUCAGUUGUCUGACCUCAGACUUCCAGGACAACACAAGAAAUUCACGGUGUGAAAGAUGACUUGGACGACAUGCCGCGAUUGACGUUGCAUUAGGAAACAGCGUCCCGUUCGAGUCGAUUCCCGCAUACGUCAGUGCUUCCUUUUCCUCCCUCCAGUCGCGCUCUGUUUCAAUGAGAAACUUCGGACUUUCACUGUUUACUCGCUCGAGCGUGGCCGGGGAUAUCGGACAUAUGUACAAAUAGGGUAGUUUAUGUUAAUUUAUGACUCGUGAAAUAAGAAGUGUUUUUUAAGCCUCACAGGCGCACGGAUGAAGGAGCCUAGCCUCGCCGAUGAUGAUGGCGAUGAUGAAGGUCAUGAUGAUGAUGACUACAAGAGAAAUCAUCCUCCAGUGCUAACGAGUCAGCAGCAUCAAUCAGCAAGACUGAAUGAUUAUGUCUGAAUGUACCACCAAAUGUGAAGUGAACUUUAUUUCUUACCUGCCUUGUGUUACGGUUUCUGCUUUCUUUUCUCAUGAAAGCACAAAAAAAUUGUGAAUUUUGUUUCUUUCAUAGAAAAAGGGGGGAAGCGUCCUAGUGUGGAACUUGUGUAGAAAGCACACAAAAGGAAUUAGCAAAGAGAUUCAAAGAAAGCAAACAUACAUAUACCAGUAAGGGUAGAUGACACUGGAUAAAACACACACACACACACACGUACACACAGUGAUGUUAGUACUGGGGAAUGCCACAGCUGGCAAGGAUCAACAGUGUGUGUGUGUGUGUGUGUGUGUGUGUGUGUGUGUGUGUGUGUGUGUUUUUUGCUAUUUUUUCCCCUCGUAGUGUCCGUGUCUAGCGUCUAGGCAACUUCCACUAACCUCUUAGCAUCUGAGUGAACUGUGUAGUAUGUAAAGUUCCACUUCCCUAAAAUGUAAUCGGCGAAGCUAAAUUCCGCUCCUCUAGUUUUGCUCUGGAGCUACAAGGCUAAUAUAGCUAGCUACCAAUUAAAGGAAAUCUGUCUCGCCCCGAAA